AUGCAGCGCUGGGGAGGCAGGGGGGAGUCUGGCUGGGGCUGGGAUAGCAGAGCCAUGCUGGGGACCAUCCUGCUGCUGCUGGCUCUGGCCAAGCCGGCGUGCCAGAGUCCGGCCGGUGCAGCAAGCCGGCGGGCUGAGGCGCUGAAGAGGCUCCUGGAAGUCUUUGGCAUGGAAGACCCUCCGCCCCCCCCGGCCCACUUCAAGCAGCCGCCCCAGUACAUGGUGGAUCUAUUCAACACCGUCGCCAAUGCGGACGGUGUCACCAAGAACCCCGACAUCCUGGAGGGCAACACGGUCCGCAGCUUCUUGGAAAAAACUCACAGUGAGAAGAUGCGGUUCCUCUUCGUCCUCUCCAGCGUGGCCAAGUACGAGAAGAUCCUGAUGGCAGAGCUGCAUCUCUUCCGCCUCUGGCCAAGGGCCACCGAGGGGCCCAAAAAGCACCACUUCUGCCAGGUCAGCGUCUACCAAGUGCUGGCAAAGAACGAGCUGGAUGCCCCCGGAGGGAAGAAGCUGCUGGCAGCCAGGCUCGUCUCACUCCAGGGCUCGGGCUGGGAGGUUUUUGCCAUCACGCAGGCUGUUCGUGACUGGAUGGAAGACGAAAGCAGCAAUCAGGGUUUGCUGGUGACGGUCCAGGGCCUGGGCGGGAGCCCGCACGACCCCCCACCGCUGCAGUUCGCAUCCAGCAGGGACCACCACGAGAGCAAGAAGCCCAUGCUGGUCCUGUUCACGGACGACGGGCGCCGGGGAGCUUCCCUGCCCAUGGCCGGCUUCCCAGAUAUACAGCCUCAGGCUCCCAUUGUCCCUGCCAAGAUGUCGGUGCCCAGGCUGACCGGGCCUCGCAGCACACGCUCACUGGACCGGCUCCAGCCCUGCCAGAAGCAUCCCUUGUCCGUGGACUUUGAGGAGAUUGGCUGGUCCGGCUGGAUCAUCUCGCCGCGGGGGUACAACGCCUACCACUGCAAGGGCUCCUGCCCCUUCCCGCUGGGCGAGAACAUGCGGCCGACGAACCACGCCACCGUGCAGUCCAUCAUCAACGCCCUCAAGCUGAGCGAGGGCGUCAGCAGCCCCUGCUGCGUGCCCGACAAGCUCUACUCCAUCAACCUCCUCUACUUCGACGAUGAUGAGAACGUGGUCCUCAAGCAGUACGACGACAUGGUGGCUGGGAGCUGCGGCUGCCACUGAGGCAGGAGGAGAAGGAAGGUGGAAAUGCUGCCACAGCGUAGGCUGCUCCUACUGCCUCCAGAGCACCUCUGGGGGGGUCUCUGUCCCACAAAGCCCUCUAAAAGAGACCAGGGUGAGCAAAGCAACGGGGUGCCCAGCUCUGACCCAGGUGGUGUCACCCCUGGUAGUGCCCGGGAAGGCUCAGGGCUGAGCUCUGAUUAGAGCGACCUGAAUGAGCCCAUGUAACUCGGCAGCCCCGGGGCAACAGCUCCAUUUUGGGGUGCCCUGUGUGGGGGUGCAGGUUUCCUUGCCCGUGCAGAGGCUUCCCGCAGGCUGUACUAUAUGUAUAUAGCAAGAGCACUAAUAUAUGACAAACUGCCUGUACAAUGUCCUGUAAAUGUCUGUACAUUUCUGCAUUGUGACUUGUAAAAUGAAUUCAGAGGAACUAUUAAAAGUGCCGUUUUCCAA
Aquila chrysaetos chrysaetos is the source of this 1629-nucleotide messenger RNA. RefSeq names its product bone morphogenetic protein 2-like. Gene Ontology annotation, cellular component: extracellular region. Gene Ontology annotation, molecular function: cytokine activity; growth factor activity. Gene Ontology annotation, biological process: SMAD protein signal transduction. The record is from RefSeq and is a predicted model, not a curated record. The transcript is spliced from 5 exons. Bases 1 to 1182 code for a protein of 393 amino acids. Lineage: Eukaryota; Metazoa; Chordata; Aves; Accipitriformes; Accipitridae.